CUCAUCUCAACUCUCUCACCUCUUUCCUCCUCCUAACCACCACCUCCCCUUACAACUCACAAAAAGAAACCAAAAUGGGCAUCAUCCGCGGCACCCUCAAACUCACCACCAUCGGCACCGCCGCCACCCUGGGCACCUUCUUCUGGGCCACCCGCGACAGUACCUUCGUCGCGCUGCCAGUCACAGACCACAUCUUCCAGUCGAAGCUGUUCAGCAAGUUUAACCCUUCGAAGAACCCUACGACGCACGAUCUGUGUAUCCGCAAGGUGCCGCUGUCGGAGAUUAACCCCGCGCUGCUGGAGAAGAAGGGGAAGUUGGUGGAGGCGUUUUGUGCGGGUGUUUGGAGUGGAUGGGGAUAUGCUUUCCAGCGCGCAUACCUAGCACGGAAGUACCAAGGUCCCGAGACCGCUAACCACCUCUGGUCGCCGGAAGAGCUGCGCUCCUCGACAUACGACAAGGGAACCCUGAUUACGGACCACUUCGAGGUCGUCGAGAAGACCCCUGAACGGAUUGUAGUGCGCUGCGGUGACUCGCCCCGUCUGCGCGAUAUACGGGAAUCGGACGGUCUCUUUGAGAUGUCCGCGGUUGUGAAGCCGGAUGAGGGCGUCGCGGUGUUUGGGCUGAAGAGUUGCUUCUACAAGGGACUUGGAAAGGCGGACUCGGAGCCCAUGCCCGCGCAUAUUGUCUGGUUGCACAAGCAGUACACCAAGUUGUGGUCGGAGACUGCUACCCGCAAUGUCUUGCGGUGAACUGACGUUUGAGCAUGGAAAUGAAUUUCGUAUAUACCUUGGUCCCACCUGUGAUCUAAUCAAACCAUGACUCGUCCUUUCUGGAUAAAUAUGGACAGCGAAACACACCCAAUCCAAUAUAACCAGAGUAAACAUACCGGACGGUUUUGAAAACAAACGACUGACCAGAUCUCUGCGUUUGAGUUCCUUCAGCAUGCAGUUGGGCUUCAGGCAUACCCACCCAACCCGCUGUUAGAUCACUUGUCUGGGCUCAACCAUCAUGCUCGAGGUAGGCAAGAUUAGUUCAUGAAGCAACAUGAAUCAGCAGAGUGAAUAUUCAUUCCCAAAGCCCGUCGCUUAAAAGAGCUUCGCUCGGCAAUAAGCCAAUUUCCCAUACAAAAACCACAAAUCCCUAUGUCAAUUAUUCCACAACAGAAGAAGAUAUGGACGUUAAUAUAUCAUACAAUUGAAAUAUGAAGUCC
Molecule: messenger RNA, 1210 nt
Organism: Aspergillus glaucus CBS 516.65
Lineage: Eukaryota; Fungi; Ascomycota; Eurotiomycetes; Eurotiales; Aspergillaceae
Exons: 2
Coding region: 75-749 (224 amino acids)
Source: RefSeq, a predicted model, not a curated record